CACUUCUCUAAAUCUUACCAGAAACAGUGCAUUAUGCAUAACAUUUUGUGUUUUUUAAGUGUUAUUUACGUUUUAACGGUAUCAGCUAAUAAAACCAGAAUUGAGACAAAUGAAAUAACCCACGAAAAAGCAGUAUCAACUGAUGCAACCAUGUUUGAGAAAAAUGGAAUCACUUAUUACAUGAAAUACCCUACAUACCCUAGUUAUUACAAUCUUUCAACACACGGAAUUCGUGUUCUGACGGCUAGGUUGAUUGCUGACAUAGAAAACAUCACGUGGCUGGAAAUACAACUGCAGCAUCUUACUGAUAUGGAGACUGGAGCAUUUCAGAAUUUACCAAACUUAAGAAUGUUGGAGAUUACUAUGAACAACAUACCCAAGAUCAAGACAGGAAUUUUCAACCCUUUAACUAAUUUGACUACACUGGAUCUGUCUCUGAAUGGGGUGUAUCAAAUACAGCCCAACGCCUUCGACAAUAUGACAAGUUUGAAAUACAUAGGUUUGCCGUAUAACCAACUUAAAAGUGUGGAUCCUCAUUGGUUUCUGCUGACACCUUCAUUAAAAUUUAUUAAUCUUAGCUACAAUAAACUAACGGAAAUACCUGCCAACAUUUUUGGUAAUAUCAAGUCUCCAGGACCUUUCAUUUUAUGGUUUGGUGGUAACGAUAUUGCAAAAAUUGAUAAAGACGCAUUUAACGGGUUGAAGUCAAUAUCAGAACUAUCACUGGAUAGAAAUAAAUUAGAAACGAUGACUGGAGACUUCUUGCAUGGUCGGGAGAUGGACUGGUUAUCAUUCACAGACAAUAAUAUCAAAUGUAUAGAUCAGAGACACUUUGCUACGGUCUUCGUUGCCAACUAUACGAAAAUUUGGUUCAACCCUUGGAAUACGGAGUGUCUUAAAAAAAUUAAAAAUUGGGCCAAAGAAAAUCACAAAAGUAUACUAUAUGAUCCAUUCUGAGAAAUGUAUUGAAAACAUAUUAACUAUAGAAAGAUUUAAUAAAAAACUUCUCACAA
Messenger RNA from Zophobas morio, 1013 nucleotides. RefSeq names its product phospholipase A2 inhibitor-like. Bases 34 to 957 code for a protein of 307 amino acids. The transcript has 2 exons. Gene Ontology annotation, molecular function: protein binding. Lineage: Eukaryota; Metazoa; Arthropoda; Insecta; Coleoptera; Tenebrionidae. The record is from RefSeq and is a predicted model, not a curated record.